CCCCAGGAGGAACUCCAGGGAGCACUCCAGGGCAGACUCCAGGGAGGCCCGUCGGGCUUGAGCCCGGCGCCACAGGUGGACGGCGAGGACGCCGACGAUGGCCUGAGUCUCCACCCGCGUCGUAGGAUCGCGACAUGGCGCUGCUGACGCUGUGCGUGCUGGCCCUGGGGCUGGCCUCCGCGCUGGCCGACGUCAUCGUGAAGGAGGUGGCGGCCGGCGCCAUGGCCAUCCUGGAGUGCCACUCCAACGACGACCACCACCGCUUCGCGUACUGGCAGCUGCACGACGACAAGGUGGUGGGCCCCGGCAACGCCUACGACGACUACAAGUACAAGUACGAGGUGCUGACGGGGCGCCUCUACAUCAAGGGUGUGUCCACGUCGGAGGCCGGCUUCUACAAGUGCGUGUCGCGGGCGCUGGCCGCCGCCGAUCCCGCCAACAUCAAGAUCGACAACGUGGAGCUGAUCGUCAAGAAGGACUGGGAGGAGGUCUACGAGGACGACCCUGAGAACAACACCUUCCGGGCCGUGACCGCCCUGACCGUGGUGCUCGUCCUGCUGCUGGUGCUGCUCUUCUUCCUCCGCAUGCGCCGCAGCCGGCCGCUGCGCUUCCGAGACCUGAUCGACGAGGAGUCCCAGGACGAGGCUCCGGCCGCGGCGGCGGCACAGGGCCAGGCCCGCGCCGACGUCUACCGCCCCACUACACUGCCGUCCUCCAGCCAGGGUCUCGGCGUCAAGGACAACCUGGCCGUGGCCGUGGACACCGACUUCCCCACUGUCUUUGAGAGCAGCCACGACGGCCGCCUGUGAAACUGUCAACGCGAUCCUGGUUCCACCUGGUUCGACCGCGCCGUGAAGAGCGGGUCAUGUCUGUGAAGUUAAGUUCAAGUGCCAAAAUGGGGUCGGGACUCAACCUGGAGGAACCCCACUUGACGCAACAUUCACUAACGUGUUUCAGCCAUCGACGAGGCUGAUGUACAGUGUAAAAUAAGUCGUUGCUCUUUUUUAGAUUAGGUAUGAAUGACGAAAGUUUGUAGUCACCCUCGCCAAUGUGCGUAGGAUGGGUGGCCUAGCCCUAGACACAGCAAGACCCAUCGUCCCAACAUUCCACCGAGUGUCGCUUCAACGCCCAGAGCCACUCGAAGCCCGAUCGGACUUCUUGCAAAAAGGACUCCCUCCCACAGUGGACUUGCCAGAAGACCGGUGGAGGCGGCCGGAAUCCCGGACGCGUUUUGAGCUCCCCAGAAUCGCUUAACAGGACUCGAACCGAACGUGUGACCC
Messenger RNA from Thrips palmi, 1280 nucleotides. RefSeq lists its product as uncharacterized. The record is from RefSeq and is a predicted model, not a curated record. NCBI's taxonomy places the organism in Eukaryota, Metazoa, Arthropoda, Insecta, Thysanoptera, Thripidae. The coding region runs from base 135 to 809 and encodes 224 amino acids. The transcript has 5 exons.